AUGGCCGCUAAAAUUACGCUCAAGCUGAGCAACCGCUCACCGAAGCAGCCGAUCAAGAAGCUCCCCGAGUCGAUCGAGGUUCCCGCCGAUGCCACCGUCGAGGAGGUCAAGCAUAUUGUCGCUCGUCAGGCCGGCAUCAGCGACUUCAACCGUGUUGGCCUGUUUGAUCCUUCCACACAGAAGACGCUGAAGAACCGCAAAGCGCAGAUCAGCUCUGAGCCGGCCGUCAUGUCGGCCGGGCAGGUGUUGGUCAAGGACCUUGGCCCCCAACUGGCAUGGAGCACCGUCUUCGUGAUCGAGUACCUUGGCCCCAUCCUCAUCCACAUUGCCGUCGUCGGCUUGCGCCCUUACAUCUACUCGGGGCCAGGGGCCAAGAAACCCUUGUCACCGACCCAGCUCCUCACCCUCGCUAUGUUCCUCGGUCACUUCCUCAAGCGCGAGUACGAGACGCUCUUCGUACAUAAGUUCUCGGCCAACACAAUGCCCCUGCGUAACAUCUUCAAAAACUCCUUUUUCUACUGGGCCUUCGCCGGCCUCCUCAGCGCCUGGCACGUCUACUCUCCCAGCUCGCCUACGGCCCUUGCCCGUAACGACGCCGUUGACGUUCUCGGCACCAUCAUCUUCCUCUUCGGUGAGGCCUCCAAUGCCAUCGUCCACCUCAACCUCGCCAGCCUGCGCUCCCGCGGCGGCACCGAACGCCAGAUCCCCCGUGGCUACGGCUUUUCCCUUGUUACCUGCCCCAACUACAUGUUCGAGAUCCUCUCGUGGAUUGGUGUUAUAAUCACGAGCCGCAGUUGGGCCGUUGCCGUCUUCAUCGCUAUCGGCGCUGCCCAGAUGGCUCAGUGGGCCAAGGGCAAGGAGCGCGCCUACCGCAAGGAGUUCCCCGAGACGUACAAGAAGAAGAAGUUUGUCUUGCUGCCCGGCAUCUACUGA
Messenger RNA from Colletotrichum spaethianum, 933 nucleotides. RefSeq names its product putative enoyl-CoA hydratase 2, mitochondrial. The record is from RefSeq and is a predicted model, not a curated record. The transcript has 3 exons. Gene Ontology annotation, molecular function: oxidoreductase activity, acting on the CH-CH group of donors. The coding region runs from base 1 to 933 and encodes 310 amino acids. Gene Ontology annotation, biological process: very long-chain fatty acid biosynthetic process. NCBI's taxonomy places the organism in Eukaryota, Fungi, Ascomycota, Sordariomycetes, Glomerellales, Glomerellaceae.